CCAAGAGCCCUAAUAUCGCCCAAGAACCCCCAGGAACCCUAAAUUUCUGGAACCAAGAACCCUAAUUUCUGGGCAUCUCUAUGGUGAUCUUGGGGCGCUUGCGCCAGGUGAUCCCAUGGGCGGUGCCGUGGCGCGGCAUCUCCACGAAUCGCGUGCUGGGCGUGUCCGGCACGAAGAAGGGUAAGAUCGUGGAGGCGGCCAAGAAGAGCGGCUACAAGAAGGGCGGGGCGGGGGUCGGCAAGAAGCUGGGCAAGAAGGGCGUGGAGAGCAAGAAUGUCAAGGACGCUGGGGUCGGCGCAACGAUUCGCGUCCAGGUGCAAUCCAAGCGCAAGACGAUCGAGCCCAAGAUCAAGAUCAGCGACGGCGAGCGGCAGACGAUGCUGGCGGAGCUCAACCGGCUGGCCAAGGAGACCAGCCGGAUCUUGAUGAACGAGCACAGGGAGAAGCAGUGGUCAGAGGGGCGGAUGCUGGCGGCGAAGGUGGCGGCGAUCGGGGCGCUGCCGGAUCACCUCCGCGCCGGGAUCAAGACGCCGGUGAUGGGGAUGAGGAAGACGGCGCUCAAGGCAGUGCCACCCACGAUUCUACCCCCGAUUGGCGGCUAUGCGGUGGACACGGCCGCGUCGCUCAAGGCCGCGGUGGUGAAGAAGAGGAGGUGAGCGAUGAGAGAACUUUCUCUUUUAGGGUUCUUCGCUAGAGACAGGCAGAUCAAGAGCUUCCCAGGACCCACGAGAGAAUUCUCUAGAAACGAAGAGAGUAGAUCCUUGGACCCACGAGGGUGAGUGGUGCGUAGAUCUCUAUCCCCUCGAAUUCUCCGAGAAGAGGAUAAUCCAAAUCAUUUGCGAAUUGGAUCGAUCAA
Messenger RNA from Selaginella moellendorffii, 856 nucleotides. RefSeq lists its product as uncharacterized. The transcript has a single exon. Lineage: Eukaryota; Viridiplantae; Streptophyta; Lycopodiopsida; Selaginellales; Selaginellaceae. Gene Ontology annotation, cellular component: mitochondrial large ribosomal subunit; mitochondrial ribosome. Bases 81 to 656 code for a protein of 191 amino acids. The record is from RefSeq and is a predicted model, not a curated record.